AGCCACUUGGGCACAGAACUUGCGUUUGGCCAUUGGUAUUAGGUUCUCUUAGUCAACCGUCGCUGCAGCAGAGAAAUAAACAUGGCGCUCAAGCUCCUGGCAUUGGCCUCAGUCAUUUGGGUUGGGAACGCAGAUGACCAACCAACGAGGCUACGGAUCACAAGCGCUUGUGAGACUGAGCCGAUGUGGAUAGCCCACGAAGCGGGGGCGGCUGUGGGACCUGACCCUCAGAACAUCAAGUUGGACCCUGGAAUGUCGCAUGACAUGAUUGUUACGGACAACUUGAAAGCCACCCGCUAUUGGCCGAAGUUCCGCUGCAGCAGCGCUGGAGACCAGUGUGCCAUCGGUGGUAGCGGAGGUCCGGACGAGACCUGUGACGAACAUAUUGGUUGCGCGCCUGCGAUUGACAGCAAGUUUGAAGCCACUUUUGGAGAGGCUGGACAGCCGUGUAACACAACCUACCCGCCUGGGGAGUAUACGGGAUGCGAUUGGCUUGAUAUCAGCAUGGUGGAUGGCUUUACCGUGCCCUUCAGACUGGUCAUCAAGGGCGAUUGCAAGGCUCGAGUUGUGCAGAAGACCAACGUGACACAGACAAUCAACUGCGCCCACAUCUCCACAGACAUGUGCCCCGACGCCGAGAAGUUGGGCCAGGCGGGCACAGUGUCCCUGAAGGCUGUUCAUCCAAAUACUGGUGAAGUCGUUGGCUGCUACGCCCCAUGCAGCAAGCUGACGUUCCAGAGCUGGAACAAUGCCAUAGCGAAGGAUCAUCAACCUCAAGACGCGCUCUGUAAGGACUACUGUUGCCCCACGCCUCCAGAGUCUCCAGAAGCUUGCCGCACUGGGCCUGUGAAAGACACAGCUUACGUGAAGACUGUGCAUCAGAUGUGUCCUGGAGUCUACGGCUAUUCCUACGACGACGGCGUCGGCCUGAUGACCUGCCCUGCUGGGACGGCCUACGAGAUGAUCUUCUACUGCCCGACGAGCCCUUCACCAAGCCCACCACCGCCGGGCCCUCCGUCGCCGCCGUCGCCUCCUCCGCCAGUGACCUGUUCGGUCGGAGACAGUGUGUCGUGCCCAGGAACUGGAGACACUAAGUGCGCGGGCGAUUCUUGCUGCCCCGAUGGGUCAAUUUGCCCAUCUGCGGACCCCGCUUACCACGGCUGCCCGCAGGCCAAGGAAAGAGAUUGUACUCAGCCUGGCAUGUUGGAGUAUAUCGUGUUUUGAUGAGAGCGCAAGGCGACCUGGGCGCUGAGAUUCUCCGCCGUGGCAAGCCGAUAUCGAGGUAGCCUUUUGUCAAGUACAGGCAGGCCGACGUGCCUCAUGAGCUUAUCACCGACACGACAUUACGCGGUCUGAGAGGUGCGUCGGUAUGGGAGAUGCGAAUCGGCCAUGACUUACCAGGCGAUGCUACAUCUAUCCCUGACCUCCGUCCUCCUGUGGGAGCUGGUUUCUGCUGCCAUCUAGUUCCAGUUGAAUGUCCUCGCUGAGGUAUCCGAUCGGUGCCUUGCAAUAUGGGUCAGUUCAAGUUAUUGUACAGCCAGGGAAAAGUCAUCGUCGUCACCACCAACAUGAUCAUCAACGUUUUUUCGCCUCCAUAAGAUGUGCUCGCACUGUCGUCGCUGGCCACGCACGGUCGGGCAGAUUGAGGGCAGGUGGACCCGAGCCGACAGGCGGGCGGACUCGAACUGGUCGGGCGGUCUCCGACGGGCGGGCGGAGCGGGCGGACCCCGACUGGCACCGACUGGCGGACAAAAGCGGGCGGGCGAGCGGUCAUUUGUGGAGGCGGGAUGGGCGGAUGGGCCCUCACCAGCGGGCCGGCGGACCUUACCAGGCAGGCCACACGGGCAGGGCCUUAUUUGAGCGCGAGCGGGCCUUCACCGAAGGGGCAGGCUGCCAGGAGGGCGGGCCGGCGGGUGGGAGGCAGGCGCAAGGGCAUGCCCUAAGGGGGCACGGGGGUGCACAGAGGCCCCGAGAUGAGCACGACACCCCAGAUAGUUCAGGGUGGAAGUUCCUUUUGGGAUCUGUUACCGAAGUACUCGCAGCCGCGGCGUCAUGCGCUUCUGGUUUGGAGUCGGACUUGGUGUUUCUCGGAUUCCCCCGCGGCGCGACCCACUGCUCUGAGAGAACUGCACCUACGGAUAAGCUAAACGGUGCUGCAUUGCAGAGCAAUGGCCUUGCAAUGUUUGUUUUGCGAUGCGGUGCCUUGCGUUGCGCCGCGUGUUCUUCUCCUGUCAGGCGAUACAUUGGAAUGCGUUGGCGUUCCGUGCAGAGCGGCGCACUGCAUGGUACUGCACUGUUGCACCGCCUGAUGCGCAUCACAAUCGAAAUGAGAAAGCAAGAAGU
Prorocentrum cordatum is the source of this 2343-nucleotide messenger RNA. NCBI's taxonomy places the organism in Eukaryota, Dinophyceae, Prorocentrales, Prorocentraceae. The record is from the annotation of a GenBank genome assembly.